UCCCGCCUCCAAGUUUAAUCUGCAGGGGCGAACGUAAACGUAAAUUUUAAGAAAGUGUCACUGCUUUUACGCCUUUUGCAAAAAUAGCCCAUGGCUACUUUUGCUCCAGUGAAACAUAACAUGCGUUAAGUGAACACCAAGUUUUGCUCCUGCGAGUUGACAGCGCGUGCUUUGCAGUCCCAACUGAAAGCAGCCGAACCACCAAGCUAAACAUGCUGCAGAGGGCGACUCCGUUGUCGGCUGCAGUACGAAGCCUCUCCUCGGGCUACGCGAACAUAACGGCCCCGCUGAACUUCUGGGGUGGAAAAAGGAAGGCGAGCAAAGAAAGAAACAAUGGGGAAAACGUAUUCGAGCCUGCAACAGGGCGCGUCUUGUGCACGUUGGAGCCAUGUGGUUCCACAGAGGUAGGCCAAGCUGUCGAGGCGGCCAAGUCAGCCUUUGGUUCUUGGAGUAAAAUGUCUGGGAUGGAGAGAGCAAGGGUGAUGAUAGAAGCUGCUCACACCAUUGAGAAAAGGAGAGAGGAGAUUGCCGAAAUGGAAGUAGUAAACAAUGGGAAAUCCAUCACAGAGGCCCGUCUGGACGUGGACUCAGCCCGAUUGUGUAUCGAGUACUAUGCGGGACUGUCCAGCACCCUUUCGGGCCAGCAUGUGCAGUUGCCAGGUGGAUCUUUCGCCUACACACGUAGGGAGCCUUUGGGCGUAUGUGUCGGCAUCGGUGCUUGGAAUUACCCUUUCCAGAUUGCUGCCUGGAAAUCGGCCCCAGCACUGGCCUGUGGCAACACAAUGGUGUUCAAGCCAUCCCCGGUGACACCUGUGACAGCGGUCAUGUUGGCAGAGAUCUUUGCUGAAGCAGGAGCUCCAGAGGGACUCCUCAACGUGGUGCAGGGGGGGCAGGAGACAGGAAGUUUACUCUGCCACCACCCUGACGUGGCAAAGGUCUCCUUCACUGGGAGUGUGACAACUGGACAGAAAAUAAUGGAAAUGGCAUCCAAAGGGAUCAAACCAGUGACAUUAGAGCUUGGUGGGAAAUCCCCACUGCUCAUAUUUGAGGACAGUGACAUUGAGAACGCUGUACGGGGCGCUCUAAUGGCCAACUUCCUUUCUCAAGGCCAGGUUUGUAGCAAUGGCACAAGAGUUUUUGUCCAGAAGGAAAUUCUGCAUGAAUUUGUGGAUGAAGUUGUCAAAAGGACCCAGGCCAUUGAAAUUGGCGACCCGCUAUUGGAGACUACCAAAAUGGGAGCACUGGUCAGCCGGCCACAUCUUGACAAAGUCCUCGCCUUUGUGGAACAGGCGAAAAAGGAGGGGGCCACUGUAUUGUGUGGGGGUGAAGCCUUCGUCCCUUCAGACGCUAAACUCAGACAUGGAUACUACAUGACGCCAUGCGUUCUGGCCAACUGCAGAGAUGACAUGACCUGCGUAAAGGAGGAGAUCUUUGGUCCCGUCAUGUCUGUGUUGUCAUUCAACACAGAAAAGGAGGUGCUGCAGCGAGCCAAUGACACCACAAUGGGAUUAGCUGCAGGAGUUUUCACUAGGGAUGUGCAGCGUGCCCACCGUGUGGUUGAACAACUCAAAGCUGGUUCCUGUUUCAUCAACAACUACAAUAUCACUCCUGUGGAGGUUCCAUUUGGAGGCUUUAAAAUGUCAGGCAUAGGGCGGGAGAAUGGCCAGGUGACAAUUGAACACUACUCGCAGCUGAAGACGGUGUACGUGGAGAUGGGGGAUGUUGACAGCCUCUUCUAGGAAAGGCCAACCAGCAGGAAGUAGUGGAACGCUGACUGAAGUAAAAUGACACAUCACUCAGGGGACGCCCAUGCUUCCUCUACGCGUUGACUGAUUGUUAAGUGAGCCAUCAAACAGUUUUGCACUCCCUGAGACAUAUUUGUGGUAGACUAUACAAAGUGCCCUCUGAAAUAUUUGGAUGACUGAUAAAUACUGUUGCAAAUGUGAAGUUAGGUUUUCAGUAUUAUGGACUGAUUUUUAUUUUUGCAAUGUUAAUUUGCUCACAUAAUUUGUGCCGUGUGCCUUUUUGCAGAUUGGCUUUUA
Messenger RNA from Hippocampus zosterae (dwarf seahorse), 2042 nucleotides. RefSeq names its product aldehyde dehydrogenase 9 family, member A1b (gene aldh9a1b). Lineage: Eukaryota; Metazoa; Chordata; Actinopteri; Syngnathiformes; Syngnathidae. Gene Ontology annotation, molecular function: aminobutyraldehyde dehydrogenase (NAD+) activity; 4-trimethylammoniobutyraldehyde dehydrogenase (NAD+) activity. The coding region runs from base 213 to 1739 and encodes 508 amino acids. The transcript has 11 exons. The record is from RefSeq and is a predicted model, not a curated record.